Molecule: messenger RNA, 1371 nt
Organism: Acaromyces ingoldii
Lineage: Eukaryota; Fungi; Basidiomycota; Exobasidiomycetes; Exobasidiales; Cryptobasidiaceae
Exons: 2
Coding region: 1-1371 (456 amino acids)
Biological process (GO): amino acid transmembrane transport
Cellular component (GO): vacuolar membrane
Molecular function (GO): amino acid transmembrane transporter activity
Source: RefSeq, a predicted model, not a curated record
AUGUCGAAACACUCCUCCACUGAAGACGUCGAGAUGCCUGGACAGAAGGCAGAGGCCAACGUCAGCGACUACCCCGAGACGCCCGAGGAGGACGUCUUUGUCGACGCCGAUGUCGGCCCUGACUUUCACGGUCUUAGCUGGCAAGGCGCCGCCGUCCUGAUCUGCAAGUCGCAGUUCGGCCUCGGUGUACUGGGCAUCCCUGGCACCUUUGCCACCCUCGGCAUUGUGCCUGGCCUCAUCUCGCUCCUCAUCAUCAGCGCCAUCACCACCUUUGCUGGCCUGGAGAUGGGACGGUUCAGACAGGCCCACCGCACCGUGCACAGCAUCGGCGACGCCGGUCAGCUCAUCUUUGGACCCAUGGGCCGUGAGGUCCUGGGCUUCUUCUACUGGCUCUACAAUGCCCUCAUCAUUGGCGCGGCCAUGGUCACCUUCUCCAUCGCCCUCAACACGCUCACUGACCAUGCUGCCUGCUCCAUCGUCUGGAUGACUGUUGCUGCUGCCAUCACCAUCGUCGUGUGCACCAUCUGCCGCACCAUGAAGUACGUCGCCCCCUUUGGCUGGCUCGGCAUGGGCUGCCUCUUUGUCGCCGUCUGGUUGACGGCCAUUGCGUGCCUGGCCCAGAGCCGGCCUCACAAGGCGCCGUCGCAGGGACCCUACGACCUCGGCUUCCAAGCAUUUGCCACGCCCUCGUUUGGCGACGCCAUGAAUGCCGUCGCCACCCACGUCCUCUCGCUGGCCGGCACGGCCACCUUCAUCCCCAUCCACGCGGAGAUGCGGCGGACAUCCGACUACCGCAAGGCCCUGUGGGCCGGACAGGGCUUCGUCGUCAUCAACUACACGCUCGUGGGCAUCGUCAUCUACGCCAAGGUGGGCCAGUACGUGGCCUCGCCCGCGAUUGGAAGUGCAGGACCGACGGUGGAAAAGAUCGGCUACGGCAUCGCCCUCGUGGGUCUGAUGGUCUCGUGCCUGUUCGAGGCCCACAUCUCGGCAAAGUACUCGUUUGUCCGUAUUCUCAGGGGCACUCGCCACCUACAGGAGGGCACAAUGGUCCACUGGCUCGUCUGGUUCUUUUCCAUUCUCGUCGCCGUCAUUGUGGGCUUCCUCAUCGCCGCGGGUGUGCCCUUCUUCGGCGACCUUCUCGGCCUCCUCGGCUCGCUCUUUGGUGUGCUUUGGGCCAUGGUCGUCCCUGGCAUGACCUACCUCUACGACCGCGACGCUCUGCGUCGCGUGCCCAGGACGUGGCGCGAGAUCCUCAUUGCCCUCAUGAUGCUCUCUGGCUUCUUUGUCAUUGUCGGCGGCACCUAUGGCUCGGUUAGUGCCAUCAAGGCCGACUACGACACAGGAUCGCUCAAGAGCGCCUUUGUCUGCUAG